UGUGUGUGCGGAGAGACAGAGAGACAGAGACAGGGAGAGUGAGGGCUGUGUGUGUGCAGAGAGACAGAGAGAGAGACAGGGAGAGUGAGGGCUGUGUGUGUGCAGAGAGACAGAGAGAGAGAGACAGGGAGAGUGAGGGCUGUGUGUGUGUGUGCAGAGAGAGAGACAGAGUGAGGGCUGUGUGUGUGUGGAGAGAGACAGGGAGAGAGACAGGGAGAGAGGAGGAGAGAGCUGUGUGGGGAGAGAGACAGGGAGAGUGAGGGCUGUGUGUGUGUGUAGAGACAGAGAGACAGAGGGCUGUGUGUGUGUGUGUGUGGAGAGAGAGACAGGGAGAGUGAGGGCUGUGUGUGUGUGUAGAGCCAGAGAGACAGAGAGACAGAGGGCUGUGUGUGUGUGUGUGUGGAGAGAGAGACAGGGAGAGAGGAGGAGAGAGCUGUGUGCGUGGUGAGAGUGGGGGGAGGGAGAGAGAGCGGCAGGGGAGAUGCAAGGGGGCAAAGGCUGAAGGAUUUAGACCAGACACGCGUACACACGCAGACACGCGUACACACGCAGACACGCGUACACACGCAGACACGCGUACACACGCAGACACGCGUACACACGCAGACACGCGUACACACGCAGACACGCGUACACACGCAGACACGCGUACACACGCAGACACGCGUACACACGCAGACACGCGUACACACAGAGACACGCGUUUACACACACAGACACAUGUACACACAGAGACACGCGCACACACACACAGAGACGCGUACACACAGAGACGCGUACACACAGAGACGUGUACACACAGACACGCGUACACACAGAGACACGCGUACACAGAGACACGCGUACACACGCCGCAGAGACAAUGAGCACGCAGACACAGCGGCUGUGUGCGUGUGUGCAGAAGACGCAUAGGGGGUGUCAGCCAGCAGUGAAUUGAUUGUUCACCACGUACAAAUAGAUAGCACACACAGAGACACACACACACACACAGAGACACAGAGAGACACACACACACAGAGACACACACACAGAGACACACACACAGAGACACACACACACAGAGACACACACACACAGAGACACACACACACAGAGACACACACACAGAGACACACACACAGACACACGUGUAUGCACACGCGUAAUGAGACGCACACACACACGUGUAGCUACAGCGUACGGAGAUGCAAAGAUCCAGCGUGUAGCCUUGCGUAGCAAUUGAGGACAACUCACACACACACGCACAAUCACAGAGACACACACACACAGAGACACACACACACACGCACAAUCACAGAGAUACACACACAAUCACACACACACAGAGACACACACACAGAGACACGCGCGCGCAUAGAGACACCUACAGAAGAUACGAAGAAUACCAAGGAUUUGACGGGGUUGGAUUCCUAGCUAAGGAGGAGGAGGUCCCCUGCCUCAUCAACACCUUUGAGGGGACACACCAGGACAUCGGGCGAGGGGGAGCGAUCUCCUGCCGCUCACCCGCCGCUCACCCGCCUCCACCUCUACCUCCACCUCAACCUCAACCUCCACCUCUACCUCCACCUCCACCGCCUCCACCUACGGCCACACCCUCGGCCUGGUCCAUCAUGGCCAGCGCGUGGUGGUCGUGGUGGUGGUGCUGCAGCUGCUGCUGGAUGGUGGCCGCUGUGAUGGCCGGAGAAGGAGGAGGUGACGGAGGUGGAGUUGGCGGUGGUGGCGGUGGUGCCGUUGGCGGCGGCGGUGUUGGUGGUGGCGGCGUUGGUGGCAACGUUGGUGGUGGUGGUGGCGGCGUUGGUGGCAACGUUGGUGGUGGUGGUGGUGGCGUUGGUGGCAACGUUGGUGGUGGUGGCGUUGGCGGCGGCGUUGGCGUUGGUGGCAACGUUGGCGUUGGUGGCGUUGGCGGCGUUGGUGGCGUUGGCAUUGGCGGCAACGUUGGAGCUGGAGGGCCUCCAUUGGUGGUGCGGGUGAGGAGCGUGGGCGGCGAGGUGAUCGCCCAAGCGGUCGGCGCCGACAGGCCCCGGCGGGCUCCUCCCGGGGGAGGCCCCGGCGGGGGAGACGAGGCCGCCGCUGCGGCUCGUGGCGGCGGCGGCGGCAGGGACGCUGGGAGGGACGCCGGGGCCGUGUGGCUCGAGUUCCGCAAGGCCGACGGGACCCACGUGUCCAUGAGGGCCGACUUCACUCUGGGAGUGAAGGUCUUCAAGGUGCUGGUGCUGGGGGAGAUGGAGCGGGGUCAGGAUGAGUACCGCACGAGCUGCUUCAUCGCGCGACUCCACGCACGCGAAGUCCUCUCGCCAGAGUCCGUCAGCAAACUCCGCCAGCGGAACUCGGCGGUGGUGCGCGGUGCGGGGGAGAGCCGCCCCGCUGAGACGCUGCGCAUGGAGCUGCUGGUGGCGCUGAGCAACGCGACGGAGCGUGCGGCCCGCCUCUACAGCGCCUGCACCGACGCCUGGGACGCGGCGUACAGCAACGCCGACACCGUGCGGGCCCUCAACCGCGGCGGCGGGCCUCCGGUGAUGACCAUCCUCGCUCAGCUCAACCUCCCCGUCUCGCCCGCCCCCUCGCCACCACCGGGCUCGCCGCCUUCCUUCUCACCGCCGUCACCAUCUUCACCGCCGCCGCCGCCGCCGUCACCGUCGCCGCCUCCCUCGCCGGCCUCGCCGCGGUGCCGCGAGUCUCGCUCGCCCUCCGCGCCCUGCGUCUGCCGCUGCGCCGUCUGCGUGGAGUGGCUUCCGUGCGGACUGCGCAAGUGCAAGGUGGCUCAGCUGCAGCAGCAGCAGCAACAGCGCCUGCAGCAGCAGCAGCAGGGCGUGGGAGGAGAUCGCGAGGACGGAAGCCCCGGAGGGUCGGACGUACGGACGUGCGGGGUGCGGGCCUGCAGCAAGUGCUGGACCUUUGAGUUCAUCGUCCCCUCCCGUAACCUCUGCCUGUGGGGAGACGAUGGCGCCUGAUUGGUUGGAGGGUGUGGGGCGGGGGGGCGGAGGGGGGGCGGGGUACUGGCAUGUGAUUGGCUGAUGCGGUGUUGGCCGGUAAGGUGACGCGCCAUUGGGCUGCCGGGACGUUCGAGAGGUCGGGUUUGUUGGGGUGUGGCGUGCGAUUGGCUCACGUCGUUCUGGGUUAGCGUGGGAUUGGCUCGUGGUGGCGCCCGGUUAGCUGACGUGUGAUUGGUUGCUGGGACGCUUGAGGGGUCGGGCUGUUGGGGUGUGGCGUGUGAUUGGCUCGUGGUGGCGCCUGGUUAGCUGACGCUGAUUAGCUGAUGAGGUAUGCCGGUUAGCUGACAGAUGAUUUGCUGACGCGCUGCGUGGUUUUACAUUUCCCACAAUUAACAGCUGUUUUAAACGUGGAGAUAAAAUCACCCAAGUUAGAAUUCGCGUGCCGUUCUUUAAACACUGACACUUACAAUUCACUCGGAAAACUGAACCCAAGGUCUCUAUUAUUAUCAUUGCUUGCAGUAAAAUCGUCAAUGUUAACGUUUAAGGAACCGCACGGCCGAUUUAGUCUUUGACCAGGAGCUGUCAUCCGUCCAUACUUCCCCUCCGGCCGGGUACGGGUACGGGUACCCGUUUGCGACCCUGGUGCGGCCGGGUACGGGUAGGCCGUGAGUCACCGGUGAGUCACCGUUUGUCACUCAUUUCCCGACGUCUUGUCUCUUCUCACAAUUCAAGUUCCUAGAAUCAACCCACCCGCGCCUGCAACAUGGCUUCAUCCCAGAGGUCGCAAUCGGGUACCCGAUACCCGUACCCCACCCGUACCCGGCCGGGUACGGGUGGGGUACGGGUACAACCGGGUACGGGUACCCGUUUGCGACCCUGGUGCGGCCGGGUACGGGUACGGGUAAGGAAUUAAAACCCGUUUGUGACCUCUGCCGCACGCGGUUAGACCCGUUGGCCUGACGUUGGCCUGACGUUGGGCUGACGUUGAGCCUGACGCUCCGGGUAUUCCGGGGUGCCCAGUAAACAUGUGAUCGUCCGCGAGGGAAGUCCGCCGCUGUUUUUUCGCGUUAAACGUCCGACCGACGUUCGUCCGACGUUCUGUUUAUACAGCGAGCCAGGAGGUGGAUUGAAAGUCGUUCACUCAUUGACAGAGCCCCCCCCAACC
Messenger RNA from Lethenteron reissneri (Far Eastern brook lamprey), 4098 nucleotides. RefSeq names its product out at first homolog (gene OAF). The record is from RefSeq and is a predicted model, not a curated record. NCBI's taxonomy places the organism in Eukaryota, Metazoa, Chordata, Hyperoartia, Petromyzontiformes, Petromyzontidae.